AUGGAGGAAAGAAAGAAAAAGGGUUUAUGUUACAAUUGUGAUGAGAAAUGGGGUCCUGGUCAUAAGUGUAAAAAUGCCAUGCUAUUUCUUCUUGAUUGUGUGGAGUUUAUGUCUAAUGCUAAUCCAGGAGUGCACAUUACUAAGUUAGAUGAUAGUACUGGUAGUUAUGCAUCUAAAAACUCUUUAGAUUGUCAAGAUAGUGGUGUUGAGGAGGCUGGUAUUAUACUCUAUGCUCUAAGUGGUGCUCCUACUUCUGGUACCAUGAGAGUGAGGGGUAAAGUUCAGCAUAAUACACAAAUCUUGGAGGUAAAGGUUGCUAAUGGUGAGGUGCUUAGAACUCAUGGCUUGUGCAAAGAUGUUCCUAUUAUGUUGCAAGGACAUCAAUUUUUGAUUCAACUGCAUGUUUUGCCUAUGGGAGGGUGUGACUUGAUCUUAGGGUCUGUACUUCUCCAUGAUUUAAAGGGGGCAGAAGGUAAUCUCAUUCAAGAUGGGGUUCAUUUCUUGAAGGAACCUGUUAAAAGGGGUUUGGUUUUGCAGAUUUCUGAUUCCACUCAGACUGCAGAGGGGGGGCAUGAGCAUCAGAUUCAGCUCAAGGAGGGUGCCCAAGCCGUUGUCCAAAGACCAUAUAGGUACCCCUUUUACCAAAAGAAUGAAAUUGAAAAAGUAGUCAAGGAAUUGCUUUUUGUAGGUUCAAUUAGGCAUAGUUGCAAUCCAUUUGCAUCUUCUAUUCUUCUGGUUAGGAAGGCUGAUGGUUCAUGGAGAAUGUGUAUAUACUAUAAAGCUUUAAAUCAAGAUACUAUUAAAGACAAAUAUCCUAUUCCUGUCAUUGAUGAGUUGUUGGAUGAAGUGGAAGGUGCUUGUGUGUUUUCUAAGUUGGAUUUAAUGUCUGGUUACCAUCAAAUCAGAAUAGAGGAAGAGGAUAUACACAAAACUGCUUUUAGGACACAUGAGGGGCAUUAUGAAUUCUUGGUUAUGCCAUUUGGCUUGACCAAUGCCCCCUCUACCUUCCAAUCCUUAAUGAAUGCUAUUUUUAAACCAUUUUUGAGGAAGUUUGUCCUUGUGUUCUUUGAUGACAUCCUAGUAUUCAACAAGUCUUUUUUGGAUCACAUUGGUCAUCUUAGAUUAGUUUUUGAAAUGUUGGCAAAGCAUCAACUUUAUGCUAAACAGUCCAAGUGCAUGUUUGCUACUAAUGAGGUGGAGUACCUUGGACACCUUAUCUCUAGUGAGGGAGUUAGAACUGACCCUAAGAGGAUUGUUGCUAUGCAGCAAUGGCCAGUCCCUAAAGAUGUGAAGGCCUUGAGAGGGUUCCUUAGAUUGAUUGGAUACUAUAGGAAGUUUGUGAAGGGUUAUGGCCAAAUUGCUGCCCCUUUGACUGCCCUUUUGAAGAAAGACUCCUUUGUUUGGACUUCAGAGGCUGAUAAUGCUUUUCAAAGGCUUAAGGCAACUGUUUCUUGCCCUCCUGUCUUGCCCUUGCCUGAUUUUACCAAAUCCUUCACUGUGGAGUGUGAUACUUCUAGUUUGGGCCUUGGAGUUGUCUUGAUGCAAUACCACAAGCCUAUUGCUUAUCACAACCAAGCUCUGAAGGGAAGUACUUUAUGCAUUAUCUCAUUUCCCACUCCUUCUUGGCUGUUUGAGCUCAAGAGCAGUUCUGAUUUUGAUCCAAAGCUAAAGGCUAUGUUGCAAGCUGUACAGUCAAGUUCCAACAGUUCUCUAGGGUUCACGUUCUGUAAUGGGCUGCUAUUUUACAAAGAUAGACUCACCAAAUACACUCAUUUCAUGGCUCUUUCCCAUCCUUACAUUGCUACCAAGGAUGCUAAUCUUUGUUUGCAUUAUGUGUUUAAGCUGCAUAGGAUGCCUUCAACCAUUGGUGUUUCCCUAGCCAUGUCCUCAGCUUAUCACCUUCAAUCUGAUGGCCAAAUUGAGGUGGUGAAUAAAAGCUUGGAGCACUACCUAAGGGUCUUUGCAAUUGAUAGGCCUAGCACUUGGGUGGAAUGGCUGCCUUUAGUAAAAUUCUGGUUCAAUACCAACUUCCACACCUCAAUUAAGAUGACACCCUUUGAAGCCUUGUAUGGAUACCUUCCCCUAAGGGUUUUGGACUAUGUGGCUGGUACUACAAGGGUUGAUGCAGUGGAUUUGAUGUUAAGGGACAAGUAG
Molecule: messenger RNA, 2154 nt
Organism: Quercus robur (English oak)
Lineage: Eukaryota; Viridiplantae; Streptophyta; Magnoliopsida; Fagales; Fagaceae
Exons: 7
Coding region: 1-2154 (717 amino acids)
Biological process (GO): DNA integration
Molecular function (GO): nucleic acid binding
Source: RefSeq, a predicted model, not a curated record